AUGAAAGUUUCUAUUCGUUCCAAUCCAUUCCUUUUGAGCUUUGCUGCUGCAUUCGUGUUGCUUGUUCUCUCAUCCACCACCAUUUCUCCUGUUCAAGCACAAUAUGAGUUGAUCCAAACAUUCCCAUCUCUCACCUGUAAUGGAACAUCUUUGGUUCAACAGUACAACAUGACCUAUUCUUGUAAACCUCAAAAUUGCUCCACCAAUGUCCCUCCAUCAAUGGGUGGAUUGAGUACCACAACCACUUGCACCAACACUGCUCCACUCUCUCCAAAAGUUGGAGAACGCAUGUCAAUCCGUUACAGUGAUCUAAAAUGUUCAGGAAAUGUAACACUUGUGUCUAUUGUUGCAUUGGAUGCUUGUAUUCCAUCUUUUAACACAACCUUUGGCUCUUACAUGUAUAAGGGUUGCAAUUCUUUGGUGACUUACAGUGAUCAAAAUUGUCAAAAUAUGCUCAAUUUAGGUUCCACUGGUAGCCAUGAUUGCUUUUUUGGAACAAUAAUUAAGUGCACUACUUCUGCAGGCUUUAUGGUGAGAAAUAGCGCUGCAAUUGUGAUUUCAGUAAUGAUUGCUGUCAUGAUGAUGAUCUUUUCCAUGUAA
Naegleria fowleri is the source of this 600-nucleotide messenger RNA. RefSeq lists its product as uncharacterized. Lineage: Eukaryota; Heterolobosea; Eutetramitea; Acrasida; Naegleriidae. Bases 1 to 600 code for a protein of 199 amino acids. The record is from RefSeq and is a predicted model, not a curated record. The transcript has a single exon.